This is a messenger RNA of Chara braunii, 1652 nucleotides long. NCBI's taxonomy places the organism in Eukaryota, Viridiplantae, Streptophyta, Charophyceae, Charales, Characeae. The record is from the annotation of a GenBank genome assembly.
GGUCCAUCUGCCAGGAAGUCUGCCAACCUACUCUAGUCUUGCCUUGGUACCCCUCUCCAGAUUGGUAUUUUGUUCGAGACUGGCGAGGAAGAUACGGCAGAGCAAAUGAUCGCAGAUAUGGACCUUCAGAGUGAUCCAUCCUUGGGAGUGAAAUUGGGAGCAGACCUCCUUUGUGUUGCAGGGAAAAUAUUGACGAUGUAUGCGGAGAAUCUUUCGUCAGAUACCAGAUCUACAGCAGCCGAUGCAAGUGGCGAGUCUUGUAGAACAUCUGGCACCGCUGUUGAUGGUGCUCCGUCAGAAGCAGCACCUGAAGAUGCCACAAGGGCGAGAGAGGAGGGUAAACACGCAACAACCGCAGCGGUAUCUUCAGAGGUCAGUUGUCCGCAGGCAGGCAAUCAGAGAGCAGAAGGGAUUCAAGGGCAAGGCAGGAAAGGGUCAUGGACGAGUGUGUCGUCGUGGUGGAGGGGUUCCCGCGCCAAAAAGGGCAGUUCUUCUAAGCAAAACGCGCAAGGUGAAGGGGGUGCAGCCGCCGCAAAGGCUGAAGGAGGAUCGGACGGUUCCUGGGUCUCUGGAAAUCAACAGUCUGAAUUGCAGGCCCAACUGAAGGUUCUCAAUAGGCUUAACCUUAGUACCAUUGCAGGUGCUACGGAGAACCUCAUCUUCCGAACCGGUGGCAUCGACAUCGACCAAUCGCACGACUCUGAUGCUGGCUACGCGCAAGCUGGCCACUGGGCGCAAGCGUGGGAUGAAGAAAGUAGACCACUGGGCAGGAGCAGACAAACUUCUGCUGGCCGCGACCGCAGUCCGACUGGAACAGGAAGGCAAGGAAACCAGCGAGAAGUGAAAAUUGAAAAGAGGCAGCUGCCAUCGCUGAAGGUCGUAUGCAGGCUCCUUUUACUGUCAGCGAGAUUGUGUGAAGGGGUUGGUGGCAGUCAAGCAAGGGAAAUCUACCAGCAGGCGCAAGCGAUGAUGGUGGUGAUGGACAAUGUACAGCAACGGGUGGACGAGGGUGCUGAGCGACGGCACGGAGACAAAACUCCUGCCACAAGCUUAGGUCUUGUGAGGAGGAGAGUGAGAGAGAAGUCCGCACUUGGUGGGCAAAGGGAGGUCAGGUGAGUGAGCAGACGACUAGCAGAGAAAUCGCUUGGAAAAACGAGAAGCUCAUCGUCAAGGGAGACAUAAAUGAUGCACUGGAGCAUAGGAGGCGAUUCAUCAGUCCUUCAUACUCGUUAUUGACGUUUGUUCUCUUAGGUUGUCCUCCCAUUCAUCAGUCUUCUAUUUGCUUUCCCCUUCAGUGCAUAUAUUUCUUAAUAAAGUUAUUUGCUUUGCCCUCCAAGCGUCCAAGGUGAUGUAUUGGGUGUAGGGAUAUCGGACAUCUGCCACUGUCUUACGUGUGCUUCGCCGUUGAAAUGGACAGGGCUCAACAGUGCAUCUUGUCAAUUCGAAAGAUGACAUGUAUGAAACACACCACAAGUCCUCUGGAGAUAUUUCCCGGGGCUAUUUCGUUGUGCGGCUUGCGCCCUGCUGGGGCAGGGACAAGCAAGCGUUGUACAGUUGGUGAAACAGGAUUGGUGCAGAGUGGACAAUCUGAGACCUGGUAGCGUGGCAUGCCAUCAAUUGUAAUGGAAAGACAACAAAAUGGAGCUCGUUGU